Messenger RNA from Lepus europaeus (European hare), 858 nucleotides. Its product is annotated as AP-3 complex subunit sigma-1-like. Bases 12 to 593 code for a protein of 193 amino acids. The record is from RefSeq and is a predicted model, not a curated record. The transcript has a single exon. Gene Ontology annotation, cellular component: intracellular membrane-bounded organelle; AP-3 adaptor complex; membrane coat. Lineage: Eukaryota; Metazoa; Chordata; Mammalia; Lagomorpha; Leporidae. Gene Ontology annotation, biological process: intracellular protein transport; Golgi to vacuole transport.
CCGGCCCAGCCAUGAUCAAGGCGAUCCUUAUCUUCAACAACCACGGGAAGCCGCGGCUCUCCAAGUUCUACCAGCCCUACAGUGAAGAUACACAGCAGCAGAUCAUCAGGGAGACUUUCCACUUGGUCUCCAAGAGGGAUGAGAAUGUCUGUAAUUUCCUGGAAGGAGGAUUAUUAAUUGGAGGAUCUGACAACAAACUGAUUUAUAGACAUAAUGCAACAUUAUAUUUUGUCUUCUGUGUGGAUUCUUCAGAAAGGGAACUUGGCAUUUUAGAUCUAAUUCAUGUAUUCGUGGAAACAUUAGACAAGUGUUUUGAAAAUGUCUGUGAGCUGGAUUUGAUUUUCCACGUAGACAAGGUUCACAAUAUUCUUGCAGAAAUGGUGAUGGGGGGAAUGGUGUUAGAGACCAACAUGACUGAGAUUGUUACACAGAUUGAUGCACAGAAUAAGCUGGAGAAAUCUGAGGCUGGCUUAGCAGGAGCCCCAGCCCGUGCUGUGUCAGCUGUAAAGAAUAUGAACCUUCCUGAGAUCCCAAGAAAUAUUAACAUUGGUGACAUCAGUAUAAAAGUGCCAAACCGGCCCUCUUUUAAAUAAAAAAAAAUUAAAAGGCCACUCCUAGGUAAAAUCCAGGGGCAAAAGUCAUCUAAGUUUACCAUGCAGUUGUUUACCAAAAAUAGAGGAGGAGAGUCUUAAGUUUCGCUCUUGGAUUUGAGUCAAGGUACUGUAUAGAACUUGUGUAAAAUCAGUCUGGAAGUUCAAUGUUGCUUUUCUUGCUCAGUGAUUUUAAAGAAAUUGAGUAGCUCCAGUGUGAUUUUCUCUUUCCUGACCUGCAUUCCUGUGCCCACCUAAAGGCAUGCCU